Messenger RNA from Chinchilla lanigera (long-tailed chinchilla), 3897 nucleotides. RefSeq names its product scavenger receptor class A, member 5 (gene Scara5). NCBI's taxonomy places the organism in Eukaryota, Metazoa, Chordata, Mammalia, Rodentia, Chinchillidae. Gene Ontology annotation, cellular component: plasma membrane. Bases 359 to 1897 code for a protein of 512 amino acids. Gene Ontology annotation, molecular function: ferritin receptor activity. The record is from RefSeq and is a predicted model, not a curated record. The transcript is spliced from 9 exons. Gene Ontology annotation, biological process: iron ion transmembrane transport.
CUGGAGCUUUUAUAAAGAGUUCUUGCGGGAGCUGCUGCCGGCUGCUCAGUCAGAAAGAACCUCACAGAGCUGCCGGUGCCUGCCCGGGACAUCAGGUCGCUGCCCGAGGCCGACAGGGACGAGGCACCACGCCAGGGGUCCCAGGUGCAGACCCCACGCACUCCGCCACCGCCUGAGCCUUGCCUCCCAGCCUGGUCCUCCCGCACAGGGGACUGUGCGGCCCUGGCCCGACAAGCCAGGGAGCCCCCGCAGCCUCUUCAUAUGACUCCGUCUGGGCCUGGCUGGCUGUGGGGACAAGCUCCGAGGGGCCGCCUGUGUCUCAGCGGGACCUCAGCCAGCUCUGCGACCGCCACGGCGAAUGCUGGGGACUGAGCGCCAGGCUCUGUGGCCUCAGCGGGGGCGUCAGGACCUGAUGGAGAACAAAGCCAUGUACCUGCACACCGUGAGCGACCGGGACACCGGCUCUGUCUUCGAGGAGCCCUUUGACGGCCGGAGCCUGUCCAAGCUGAACCUGUGUGAGGAUGGCCCAUGCCACAGACGGCGGGCAAGUGGCUGUUGUACCCAGCUGGGCUCCCUGUCGGCCCUGAAGCAUGCUGUCCUGGGCCUCUACCUGCUGGUCUUCCUGAUUCUCGUGGGCAUCUUCAUCUUAGCAGUGUCCAGACCCCGCAGCUCCCCGGACGACCUGAAGGCACUGACUCGGAACGUGAACCGGCUGAACGAGAGCUUCCGGGACUUGCAACUGCGGCUGCUGCAGGCCCCGCUGCAGGCCGACCUGACCGAGCAGGUGUGGAAAGUGCAGGACGCGCUGCAGAACCAGUCGGACUCGCUGCUGGCGCUGGCGAGCGCAGUGCAGCGGCUGGAGGGCGCGCUGUGGGGGCUGCAGGAGCAGGCGGCGCAGACCGAGCAGGCGGUGGCCCUGCUGCGUGACCGAACGGGCCAGCAGAGCGAUGCGGCGCAGCUGGAGCUCUACCAGCUGCAGGUAGAGAGCAACCGCAGCCAGCUGCUGCUGGGGCGCCACGCCGGCCUGCUGGACGGGCUCGCGCGCAAGGUAGGCGUUCUGGGCGAGGAGCUGGCCGACGUACGCGGCUCCCUGCGCGGCCUCAACUACAGCCUGUCCUACGACGUGGCGCUGCACCGCACGCGGCUGCAGGAUCUGCAGGUGCUGGUGAGCAACGCCAGCGAGGACACGCGCCGCCUGCGGCUGGUGCACCUGGGCAUGGAGCUGCAGCUGAAGCAGGAGCUGGCCACGCUCAACGCGGUCACCGAGGACCUGCGCCUUAAAGACUGGGAGCACUCCAUCGCGCUGCGGAACAUCUCCCUUGCCAAAGGGCCACCAGGACCCAAAGGCGAUCAGGGGGAGGAAGGCAAGGAAGGCAAGACUGGCGUCCCUGGCCUACCUGGACUCCGAGGUCUACCAGGCGAGCGGGGUACCCCAGGACUGCCUGGCCCCAAGGGCGAUGACGGCAAGCUGGGGGCCACUGGCCCGAUGGGCUUGCGUGGGUUCAAAGGUGACCGCGGCCCGAAAGGAGAGAAGGGAGAGCGAGGAGACAGAGCAGGGGAUGCCAGUGGCGUGGAAGUCCCGAUGAUCCGCCUGGUGAACGGCUCAGGCCCACAUGAGGGCCGUGUGGAGGUGUACCAUGACCGGCGCUGGGGCACCGUGUGUGACGACGGCUGGGACAAGAAGGACGGGGACGUGGUGUGCCGCAUGCUGGGCUUCCGCAGCGCGGGGGAAGUGUACCGGACAGCUCGCUUCGGGCAAGGCACGGGGAGGAUUUGGAUGGAUGACGUUGCCUGCAAGGGUACAGAGGACACCAUCUUCCGUUGCAGUUUCUCCAAAUGGGGGGUGACAAACUGUGGGCAUGCUGAGGAUGCUGGGGUCACAUGCAAUAGAUACUAAAAUCGGGCAUAACCCGAGGUCGGGGCCUUGCUUCCAUGCCUCCUUCCUGCAUUUUUGGAGGGGGGCAUCACUUGGGGCUACCCUGGCCAUGCCUCUGCUCUGCCCAAUCCAACACCCCCAGUCCCCAUAGCCCUAUGCCAGGACUGUGGUGGCCUGUUGUCACUCUCCUUUCAGACAUCUGCUCCAAAGUGCUCUACGGGAUCUACUGCCUGUCUCUCCUUCUGCCGGGGCUUCCAAGUGAAGAGCCCUGGCCAGUGGGACCACCAGUUGGCUCAGCCUUCUGACCAUCAUUCCUAGGGCCUCAGAAUCCAUGUUCUCUUCAGUCUCUUGGUUACAGAUGAAUGUCCAGAAGAUCUCAGAGACAGAGGCAGCUGUGGAGAUGGGACGAAUUAUGGAUCAUUUAUUCAUGAGAUAAUUCCCAAACCUCAGUUAGGCCAAGAGUUUCAACACCCACCUCCCCAGCAAGUGGCAAUCUUGGGUGUCCUGGUCUCCCCUCUUUAUUCUGCCUCUACACACUGUACCUUAAUUUGUGGAGGUGACACAGAAAAAAAAAGCAAAACCAGCUGGAGGAGCAAGAGGGAAAUGCAAAAUUCCUGCAGAAACCCAGCAAGGGAGAAGGGGAGGGAACCCGGCAUUUAUUGAAUGACUACAGUGGUGUGCUAAUAGUAUCUUGGGUGCUAAAUUCAUUUAUCCACUUUGCCACAUUGGUACAAGGUACAUCAGUCUGGGUAAGAACCUACCUCCAGGUAGUGCUCAAUUGGCCCUUCCACCUGGCUUCCAAGUCAGAAGAUCAAGAAUGACUGAACCAAGGUCCCACCUGCACCUUAGCAUGUCUUGGCCAGACCUUAUCUUAGGCCAGGGACAUAGGUGGUUAGAAAGCUGCAUAUGGCAAACCCUGUGCUGUGUGAUGCAAGAUCAGACACGACGGGCCCCCAGGUUAACCAUCUGUGCAGGAGGAGAGCUGAUCUGGAGGGUAACAUAGGGGCCGUCCAUGUCAACCUGAGUCCAUCGCUUAGCCAUUGGGCACUCGGGGUUAACAGCAAGGUGGCGGUGUCUCAGAGCUGUUGAAGGUGACAUUGCAUCUUCCAGGACCCUUCAAGUGUGAUCCUGUGGUCAGGGGAAACACAGAUUCUGAAGGAUCUUACAGGCGUGACAGAAGUCAGGAGUCCCUGUAACCUCCAAGGAGAAGGAAGGGCCACGGGCCUCUGCAAGUUUGCAACUGCAGCCCCACUGAGUGUCAGGGAGAUCGUACUCUGCUGUUUACGUGAAGAGCGGUUGAACUGUACGAGUCUUAGACCUGGGACAGCCCCAUAUAACGAGUGGAUACAAACACACCUCGCUUUGGGAGAAACAAAUUCACAGUCAGGCCUCAGAUACAGGUGAGCGUCAUUCUGCCCGGACAAAGUGGGACCUGCGCUCCUACAGUCACAGGUCCAGCAAAGGCCCUGGCUGACAACCAAGCCCAUAUGUGCUCUCGGUCAUUCUUUGCUUACAAUACGCUUGUGACUAAUGUCCUAAUGAUCAGAGACUCCUUCUGACCCACCGCUAUGUUUACAUAAUGCGCAUGUACUCAUGCAUUUUCUUUCAGAGCCAAUAUAUGUAUGUAUAUAUAAACAUAGCACUCUUUACUACAUAGCUCAGCACUUGCAAAAUUUGUGUUAGAUCAUUACUAAUGGUGGGAAAAUGUCACUUUAAAAAUCACCAACUUGGUUCUAGUAAAGAACCUAGUUACGCUACCCAUGAAAAAUCAUACGAUUUCCUUACUUGGUCUUUUCAUUUAGGAAAACUCAAGUCUUGUUUAUGUCAAAUUAAAACAAUGUUGAAAUGUUAAAUGUUUGAACCUUUAAAAUAAAAGUCGACUAGUUUACAUACCUAUCUAAGAGGACAUGGAAAUGACCAUGGACCUGUAUUUCAGGGACUAGAGGAAUUAGGCCUGGCCUAAGUACACCAGAUCUUUUGUAAAAAAGAAUUUCAAUAAAGUGAAAAAAACGUGUCACUAA